Molecule: messenger RNA, 2164 nt
Organism: Alexandromys fortis (reed vole)
Lineage: Eukaryota; Metazoa; Chordata; Mammalia; Rodentia; Cricetidae
Gene: Pdcd2l
Product: programmed cell death 2 like
Exons: 7
Coding region: 904-2007 (367 amino acids)
Biological process (GO): apoptotic process
Cellular component (GO): cytoplasm
Source: RefSeq, a predicted model, not a curated record
ACACACACACUACACCUUGGGAAAUGCUAGGUGGGAUAAAACACUGACCAAGCCAUCCAAAUUUGCAGAUUCAACCUGAAGUGAGCAUCACGGUCAGUCAGACUUCACAGAGCCUUUAAGUCUGCCAUGUUAGUAGAGUGCUAAGCCAAGACUGACCAAAGGAGCGAGCUAAUUUCAUCUCCAGCCUCUGGAUGGGCUGAGGCCUACCCUUGUGAGGCUGGCGGUGUGUCCUCCGCUCAGGUGCAAAAUCACUUCCCGAGCAUUGUAUAAGUCUUAAAAUACACCACAGGCCCUGGGGGAGUUUUUUUGUUGUUUGUUUUUCCUGGUAGUCUCAUCACCAAGGCUAGCCUGAGUUUCACUAUGAAGUCCCAAGAGUGCUGGGAUUGCAGGCGUGAGCCACCCUUACCUGGCAAAGCAUUUUUUUCACGUGUUUAUUGAUGUGUCAUUUAACUAUAACAAAAUCAUCAUUGGAAUUUUUUUCACGUACACCAUGUGUGUUCCUGGUACCCACAGAUCCUCUCCAACUGGAGUUGUGAGCAGUUGAGAUCCACGUGUGUGCAUGUUCGAAAUCUUAAACUCAGUCUUCCGUGUGUCUUUCAAAAUUAAGGGCUUUUUGUUCUGUUUCUUGUUGACUGCCGAUACCAUUAUCCGGCCUCCAGUGUUUAAUUUUCAGGUAAACUUUUUCGUAGGUCCUAUCUCAAGAUAUCAGAAGUAAAAUCUGCUGUCUCUGGGAUUGCAAGCCUAGGAUUCAUGCACCAGUCUGUCAAGCCACGGAAUCCGCCCUUUAGCCAAUCGGCCGGCCUUAUUCGGGUUGGGGCGGGGACGUCCUGGCGGCGCGCGUGCGCAGAGAGCGCGCCCUUUCCGCCACCGUAGCUCGUGCUGUCACGUGGGUGCCCGGUUGUCAUGGCGGCCGCCCGGAAGCCAGUGCUGCUGGGACUUCGAGACACGGCGGUCCAGGGCUGCCCCAAGGGGCCCGCCGCCUGGACGGCUAGCAAGCUGGGCGGCGUCCCGGACGCCCUACCUGCCGUUACCGCUCCGGGGCCGCAGUGUGGCCGCUGCGCGCAGCCGCUCGCGCUCGUCGUGCAGGUGUACUGUCCGCUGGAAGGCUCUCCGUUCCACCGGCUGCUGCACGUGUUCGCCUGUGCCCGCCCCGGCUGCGGCGACGGAGGGACGCGCAGCUGGAAGGUGUUCCGCUCCCAGUGCCUGCAAGUGCCAGAGAAAGAGACUCGGACCGCCCAGAUGCAGGGUAGUGGCCUGGCAGCUGAGCACUGGUGUGAAGGCUCGCAGGACUGGGGAAGCGACAGCGAGGAAACGCCUCCACCAGCACCCACUGCAGAUUUGGGAACUGAAUUGAGUGAAGUCCGAGCUGCAGACUGGACUGCUGCGCAGCUCCAAGCUCUCCACCUGCAGGACACUGCCCCGGCUGUCACUCACCCUUCCCCCGCAGGGGAAGGGCCGCCCGUCCAUACUGACGUGCCACAGUUCCAGCCCUACUAUAUCUGUGUUGCCGAAGAGGACGACUACGGCAACUCUGUAGGUCUUGACCACGCCCACAGUCUUCUGCAGGACUACCAGCAGAGAGAAGGUGUGGACCUGGACCACCUACUUUCCCUGUGUUCUUCUAGUGAUGGGGAUGAAAAAUAUGAGAAGACCAGUAUUAAAAAUGGAGAUCAAACGUUUUACAAGUUCAUGAAGAGAAUUGCAGCCUGCCAGGAACAGAUUCUGAGGUAUUCGUGGAGUGGAGAGCCUCUCUUUUUGGCCUGUCCCACACUGGAAGUCUCUGAGGUCCCAGCCUGCAGUGGCUGUGGAGGCCAGAGGACGUUUGAGUUUCAGCUUAUGCCAGCACUGGUCAGCAUGCUCAGCAGUCCCAACCUAGGUCUUGCUGUGGAGUUUGGAACAAUUCUCGUUUACACAUGUGAGCAGAGUUGCUGGCCUGCGAAUCAGAAGACUCCCAUGGAAGAAUUCUGUAUUAUACAGGAAGACCCAGAUGAAUUUUUAUUUAAGUAGAACACUUUGUCUUAUUUAUACAAAUUAAAACAAAUUUUCAUAUUCAAAUGUAUGUAUGUUUACCUUAUUUUAGCUUCUCUCUUCCCUUGAGACAGGGUAGCCUUGAACUUGUGGCAAUCUUCUUGCCUCAGACUAGCAUAUAAAUUUUUAACUAAUG